GUUUCUUUCUUCUUUUUCUUCUGGUAAACCCUAGGACGGCACAGCAGGUACUCUCUCUCUCUCUCUCUCUCUCUCUUCGGUCUCAAGGGCAAGACAGACUUUCACCAACCCCGCACAUCCACCCGCAGGUGGAUUACGAGUCCUAAGUCUGCAAAUCCGGGGCCAAAUCGGGGUUGGGAUUUUGGCUGCCAAAGACCGGAGAAGAGGAAGGAAAGGAGAACAAAUCCGGCCGCGUCCUAAAUCCACCUCCAAAUGCACCAGCCAAACAGGCCGAGGUUUAUCCAUCUCCAGACUAGGAUUUAUUGACCUCCUGACUAGGGUUUUGUGAGCAAUCAGAAGAAAACGAUGGCUCGAUCCUCUAAGACGCGCCUGCUCUACACCCUCUGUUCCUCCACGAAGACGGCGCCGUCUCCAUCCCCGCCGCCGCGCUGGUCUCCGACCACCGCGCUCCUCCUCCUCCGGCCGUUCUCCGCCGGCGGCAGCAGCGCGGCGCGAGCGAAGGACGAGAAGGAUGGGGCGCCGUGGUGGAAGGAGUCGAUGGAGAGGCUCCGGAACAUCGGGAUAUCGGCGCACAUCGAUUCGGGCAAGACGACGCUUACGGAGCGGGUGUUGUUUUACACGGGGAGGAUUCACGAGAUCCACGAGGUUAGAGGGAAGGACGGGGUCGGAGCGAAGAUGGAUUCUAUGGAUUUGGAGAGAGAGAAGGGGAUUACGAUACAGUCUGCUGCUACUUACUGUACUUGGAAAGACUAUCAGGUGAACAUAAUAGAUACACCGGGCCAUGUUGAUUUUACCAUUGAAGUUGAAAGGGCUUUGCGUGUUCUUGAUGGUGCCAUCCUCGUCCUUUGCAGUGUUGGCGGUGUGCAAAGUCAGUCAAUUACUGUUGAUAGGCAAAUGAGAAGAUAUGAGGUUCCAAGACUUGCUUUUAUCAAUAAACUUGAUCGAAUGGGAGCAGAUCCGUGGAAAGUUCUUAACCAGGCAAGAUCUAAGCUUCGACAUAACGCUGCUGCAGUGCAAGUUCCUAUUGGGAUGGAAGAUGACUUUCAGGGUCUCGUUGACAUUGUGCAGUCAAAAUCUUAUUAUUUUCAUGGUUCCAGUGGUGAAAAAAUACUCACCGAAGAAGUACCUCCAAAUAUGGAGGCAUUAGUCGCCGAGAAGCGGCGUGAACUAAUUGAAGUGGUUUCUGAAGUUGAUGAUAGACUUGCUGAGUUGUUUUUGGCCGACGAACCUAUAACAUCAGCAGAACUUGAGGGGGCAAUUCGCAGAGCUACUAUAGCACGAAAGUUCAUACCAGUAUUCAUGGGCAGUGCAUUUAAAAAUAAGGGAGUGCAACCACUUCUUGAUGGUGUCCUUAGUUAUUUGCCUUGCCCCACAGAAGUUAGUAACUAUGCUCUUGACCAAAAUAGCAAUGAAGAGAAGGUUAUGUUGUCUGGAACUCCAGCUGGACCUCUUGUAGCUUUGGCAUUUAAAUUGGAAGAAGGGCGUUUUGGUCAGUUAACAUAUUUAAGAAUUUAUGAAGGUGUCAUUAGGAGGGGUGAUUCCAUAAUCAACGUAAACACAGGCAAGAAGGUUAAGAUACCUCGCUUAGGUCGGAUGCAUUCAAAUGAGAUGGAGGAAAUUCAAGAGGCACAUGCCGGGCAAAUAGUUGCUGUAUUUGGCGUAGAUUGUGCUUCAGGAGAUACUUUCACCGAUGGAUCAGUUAGAUAUACCAUGACGUCUAUGAACGUCCCGGAGCCAGUGAUGUCCUUAGCUGUUUCACCAGUUUCUAAAGAUUCUGGAGGACAAUUCUCGAAAGCUUUGAAUCGCUUUCAGAGAGAGGAUCCUACUUUUCGGGUUGGUUUGGAUGCGGAGAGUGGCCAGACGAUUAUUUCUGGUAUGGGAGAGCUGCAUUUGGACAUAUAUGUUGAGCGCAUUCGAAGGGAAUAUAAGGUUGAUGCAACUGUUGGAAAACCUCGUGUUAACUUCAGAGAGACUGUAACUCAACGUGCUGAAUUUGAUUAUUUACACAAAAAGCAAACUGGAGGACAAGGUCAAUAUGGAAGGGUUACUGGGUAUAUUGAACCACUUCCACAUGGGUCAUCAACAAAGUUUGAAUUUGAAAACAUGAUUGUAGGUCAAGCAAUACCGUCUAAUUUUAUUCCAGCGAUUGAGAAGGGAUUUAAAGAAGCUGCCAAUUCGGGUUCGUUAAUAGGUCAUCCAGUAGAAAAUAUCCGUGUCGCUCUGACAGAUGGUGCAUCCCAUGCUGUGGAUUCUAGUGAACUUGCAUUCAAGUUAGCUUCCAUUUAUGCAUUUAGAAAGUGCUACCCAGAAGCAAGACCAGUUAUUUUGGAACCGAUAAUGCUAGUGGAACUGAAAGCACCAACAGAGUUUCAGGGCACUGUGACUGGUGAUAUUAACAAGAGAAAAGGUGUGAUUGUUGGGAAUGACCAGGAUGGAGAUGACUCAGUAAUCACUGCCCAUGUGCCUCUCAAUAAUAUGUUUGGGUACUCGACAUCUCUUCGUUCAAUGACACAGGGUAAGGGUGAGUUCACAAUGGAAUACAAAGAACAUUUACCAGUUUCUCAAGACGUACAGAUGCAACUUGUGAACAAUCACAAGGCCUCCAAGGCAGCCGAAUAGCCAAGUUCAUGGUUUUGAAGUCCUCAAUGCAACCACAGAGCCGUUUGCAAGGCUAUCUGCAAAUAGUUAGGGUUUUGUUAUGAUCAUUCUCCUAUGCACUUACAUAGGUUCACUUGUAUUUCUUUUUUGUUACUAUCAUUCUUCUUGGGCAGCUUCUGUGAAAAUCUGCUAUAGAGGUUCUAAAGUUGUUGCAAUAAACACGUGCAUCUUCAUCACAGCAGACGCAGGAUGUUUGUGAUGAAGAUAAAUGUGUUUGUUACAACAACUGUAGAAUCUCUAUAGCAGAUUUUCACAGAAGCUGCCCAAGAUCCUAUAUGAAGAGUAUGCUGAUAUUGUGAGGCUGAAUGGGUCUAUAAUUUUGAGAAUUUAGAAGCCCAAAUAAUGUAAUUUAAACAUUAUUCUAUUGAAUAUUGUGUGAGAACCACUGUAUUAUUUAUCCUCUAAGCGCAUGUCAAUCGAUUUAUAA
Molecule: messenger RNA, 3085 nt
Organism: Rhododendron vialii
Lineage: Eukaryota; Viridiplantae; Streptophyta; Magnoliopsida; Ericales; Ericaceae
Product: elongation factor G-2, mitochondrial-like
Exons: 20
Coding region: 346-2619 (757 amino acids)
Biological process (GO): mitochondrial translational elongation
Cellular component (GO): mitochondrion
Molecular function (GO): GTPase activity; GTP binding; translation elongation factor activity
Source: RefSeq, a predicted model, not a curated record